UCCAGCAGGGCUCCGGCGGGCGCCGCUCGGCGGUCGUCCUCUCCUCCCCCGGGCCGGCCAGGCGGGCAGGCGCCUGCAGGUUUGUUGCUAGGACAAAGUGAGGAGUGCCCUGCUGACACAACUCUGUCCCCCUGCAGACGGACGCCCGGGAGCCAUGGGUGACUGGGGCUUCCUUGAGAAGCUGCUGGACCAGGUCCAGGAGCACUCGACCGUGGUGGGCAAGAUCUGGCUGACAGUGCUCUUUAUCUUCCGCAUCCUCAUCCUGGGCCUGGCAGGCGAGUCGGUGUGGGGCGAUGAGCAGUCAGAUUUUGAGUGUAACACGGCCCAGCCUGGCUGCGCCAAUGUCUGCUAUGACCAGGCUUUCCCCAUCUCCCACAUCCGCUACUGGGUGCUGCAGUUCCUCUUCGUCAGCACGCCCACCCUGGUCUACCUGGGCCACGUCAUUUACCUGUCCCGGCGAGAGGAGCGACUGCGGCAGAAGGAGGGAGAGCUGCGGGCCCUGCCAGCCAAAGACCCACAAGUGGAAAGGGCGCUGGCGGCCGUGGAACGUCAGAUGGCCAAGAUCUCCGUGGCAGAGGACGGUCGCCUGCGGAUCCGCGGUGCACUGAUGGGCACCUACGUGGCCAGUGUGCUGUGUAAGAGCUUGCUGGAGGCCGGCUUCCUCUAUGGCCAGUGGCGUCUCUAUGGCUGGACCAUGGAGCCAGUGUACGUGUGCCAGCGUGCGCCCUGCCCACACCUGGUGGACUGCUUUGUCUCCCGGCCCACGGAGAAGACCAUCUUCAUCAUCUUCAUGCUGGUGGUUGGACUCAUCUCCCUGGUACUCAACCUGCUGGAGCUGGUGCACCUGCUGUGCCGCUGCCUCAGUCGGGGGAUGAGGGCGCAGCAGGGCCAGGAUGCACCCCCAGCCCAGGCCACAUCCUCAGACUCUUACCCUGACCAGGUCUUCUUCUACCUCCCUGUGGGCGAGGGGCCCUCGUCCCCGCCGUGCCCCACCUACAGUGGGCUCUCGUCCACUGAGCAGAACUGGGCCAACUUGACCACAGAGGAGAGGCUGGCUUCUUCCAGGGGCCCUCUCUUCCUGGACCCACCCCCGCAGAGUGGCCAGAAAAACUCCAGUCGCCCCAGUAGCUCUGCUUCCAAAAAGCAGUAUGUGUAGGGGCCUUGGGCUUCUGUCACUCAGCAGAGGUGUCCCAAGAGGCUGUCAGGCUGCCCCCUCCUGGAAGGCUGCACAGAGGUAACUGGACUGAGGGAGCAGCUAAUUGCUGGCCAAAGGGCCUCCUGGUGGUGGCUCUGGAACACUAGGGACCUUCCUGGGGACCAUCAGGCACUAUGGCUUUCUCUCCAGACAGGGCCCUCUCGGGCUACUCUUGACCAGGGGUUGCAGGAUCAUUUCCACCUGAUCUGGAGGGAUCCAGGCCGACUUACCCCCACUGUUAUGGAAGAGUCGCCUCUGCCCACGUUGUCCUCACAUCCUCUCCUCACGGGAAAAGACUGCAGGAUCAGCCUUGGGCACGGAGACAGAGCCCUGCCAGGCCCACCCUGCCCCGAGGACUGGUGUUUUCAUCACUCCUUCCUAGUUCCAUUGUUCGUGCUUCUAAAAUAAACAGCACUUGAUCACAA
Chinchilla lanigera (long-tailed chinchilla) is the source of this 1620-nucleotide messenger RNA. It is a transcript of the gene Gja4, whose product is annotated as gap junction protein, alpha 4, 37kDa. Gene Ontology annotation, cellular component: connexin complex. NCBI's taxonomy places the organism in Eukaryota, Metazoa, Chordata, Mammalia, Rodentia, Chinchillidae. Gene Ontology annotation, biological process: cell communication. The record is from RefSeq and is a predicted model, not a curated record. The coding region runs from base 155 to 1156 and encodes 333 amino acids. The transcript has 2 exons.